GAAAAAUCCCUAUGGAAAGCACGAGAUCAUCAAGAGAGUCGAUCAAAUCGAUCUUGAUCGUGGCUGGAAUUCCUCUUGCUUUUUCUGUUGCUUGUUCUCUGAUUGCUAGGAUUAAGGACAGAAAGAUCUCAUCUUUGCAGGAUCGAGUCGAAGAAACUGAAUUCGAUCAAGAUAAUGGUGAUUAUAUAAACAAUACCCAUGAUGUAAGUUAUCUCAAAGACCAAAUCUUUGCUCUCAGAAGUAAAACCGAAGAGCUUCAAGAGCUUGAACUCGAGAUAGAAGAUCGGUUCUUUCGGUUUAUCGAGCUGAAAGAUCAAGAACACGCUUUGAUGGAGGUUCAGAACAGUUUACUUAUGGAGAAAGAAAGAACUGAGUUCUUGGAAAGGGAGGUGUCAUCAACGGAGGUAGAAAACAAGAAGUUUGAUGAGAUGGUGAUAGAGUAUCUAAAAGCUUUGGAAGAACUCGAAGAUUUAAGAUUUGAAAAUGGUUUUCUCCGAAGAAAGGUGGACAAAAUGAAAGGGUCGAUGAGGAAAAGGAAUUCGAAGAUCGAAGCACAAGAAGCGGAGUUGAAAGGAAAAGAAAACGUGGUUGGGGAAUUCGAACGUCGAGUUGAGGAAAUGCGAGUGACGAUUGGUUUACUGCGGGACGAGAAGGACGAGGUUUUGAGCAAGCUCGAUGCUGCAGAAAACGUAGUAACGUCGAAGGCCGAAGCUGAACUGAUACUGGUGGAGAACUACAAUCAAGUAGUAAACGAGUUACAACGGCUUCAGAAGGAUCGAACAGCAGAAGUGAAAGAACUAAUAUACCUUCGAUGGUGUCAUGCAUGUUUAAAGCACGAGCUAGCAAGAAGGAAUCAGAUCGAACAAGAACAAAAACUAGAAGACAAACCGAUUACUGAGCCACAAAAUGACGGUGGUGUCAUAAUGCACGAUUCCCACAAUGAUGGCAUGAUGCACCACAAUAUGCGGGUUUUCGGACACGAUGAAUCACACUCAAAGAAACGAUGGUUGGUUAAAAAGUUCAAGAAAUGGGUCGAUGGAAAUGGGAAGGAUCACGAGGUUAAGUGCUUUGGAAGCCAUUCAGUUAUCGACGAUGCUGAGGAGCGACAUUCGGCCGGAAGGAAGUCGUUUUCUAGUGUUUAAGCGAUUUGAAAGAUUGACGUGACCAUCAAAAUCUAUCAUAAUUUUUAGAUAUAGAAAAAAACAUAUGACAUGUGAACGGCGAAUAAAAAUCUCGUCCUAAAUUUUUAUGUUUCAUUUAUAUCCACUAU
Molecule: messenger RNA, 1270 nt
Organism: Cynara cardunculus var. scolymus (artichoke)
Lineage: Eukaryota; Viridiplantae; Streptophyta; Magnoliopsida; Asterales; Asteraceae
Product: protein CHUP1, chloroplastic
Exons: 2
Coding region: 12-1142 (376 amino acids)
Source: RefSeq, a predicted model, not a curated record